AAUUUUCUUUCGCCUGUGCAAAAGGCUUGUCAGUAAAAUUCGAUGAGGACAAAUUGAAGUUCUGGGUGAACUUAAUUUGUUCCCCUUACGCGCUUUAAGAAAGAUGAAAGAACGGGAAAGUCGUCUUAAUUUUGUUUCCAUCAGCAAAUACACGGUGGCGGCCCAUGUCUCCCUACGCAGCAGCUUUCGUUCUGCGUCUACUCCUUUGCGCCCUAUGCUUUCUGCAACCAUGGGUCUCUGCUGAUCGAGAUUACUUCGAGGUGCUCCAGGAAUGCUCCUCGAGGCCAUUCAUCUGCGGAGACCUCAGCGUCAAUGUAUCUUACCCAUUCAGCGUCAGCCUUGAGGCCCCUGCUUACUGCGGCCACCCAGGUUUUUACCUCCAAUGCAAUAGCAGUGGCACCUUCCCUGUCAUCACAAUUUCCAUGGCCAACAACAGAACCUACGCUGUGCAGGCCAUCGACUACGACAAAAGCAUGCUCACCAUCGUCGACAAGUAUUUUCUUGAUACAUGGUAUCAGGAAUUGAAUGACUUUUAUGAAUAUUCUUGCAUGCCGUAUGGUGAUACUGUAAUAGAUCCUCUGCUCUUCGAGUUGACUGAUCUCGCUCAACGGGUCAUCCUCUUCCAAUGCUCUGAAGAAUUUUCAGGCUCCCUAACCAUGGUGGAUAAUUGCUUCUUAAACCAUACAACACGCAAUUACAUGUACAUCUCGAUAACAGAGAAUGCUACCCUGCCUCCGGAAGUGGGCACGUGCAGCGGACCUUAUCGGUUUCCUAUGAACAAGACGGCAGCCAAGGAGGUGAUGUCCAGGAACAUCAGCCUUUCGGAAGCGAUAUACACCGGAUUCACAGUGAGAUGGACGGCGGGGAUCCAUGAGUGGUGCAGAGCUUGCCAAGAUUCCGGUGGUGUUUGUGUACACGACUCCACCCAGAUUUGUUACUGCCCAGAUGGUUCGGUUACCUCCGAUUGGUGCCACCACGGCCGAGGCUUGCUCCAAGUCCUUGCCAUCAACUAUGGGAACAACUCCUUUCAAGCGGUGAACACACUGAUCAAUGAUUUCUGCCCAAUAUCUUCCUAUAACAACAUUUUGAAUCCCACCAAAUACUUUAGAGUUAGCAAGGCAAACAGAGAGCUCUUCUUCUUGAACAAUUGCAAGGUGCCACCAUCCAACUAUUCCAAAAGAAUACAUUGUUCUCCAGGCGACACAUUCGCAUAUCUUGGUGGACAUUACGGCAACUCCAGUCCUCCAGCAUCAUCAUCAUCAGGGUGCAACAUAGCCACUGCACCUGUUCUGAUCGAAGGAGAAGAGGAAGAAGACUAUAUUGGACUACUGAGUAAGGGAUUCCUGAUGGAGUGGCAAGAUGUGGCUGACUGCUCCGAGUGUAGAGUGAGUGGCGGGACAUGUGGAUACAGCGAUCCUAAUUCAGCUUUCUUGUGCAUCUGCAACAGUGGAUGGCAUUACUCUAGCACUUGCAAUGAUGGGCCAAGUGGUUCUGCUUCAAGAAAGAGGGCUUUACGGAAACAACAUAUAGCAUUAGGUUCAGUCACAGGUGUAGUCGGUCUCAUCUUAUUGAUCCUCAUGUUAGUCCUCUAUGCUCAAAAAGGAUUCGGAAAAACUACAAUUUUUUUGUACCAAUCAAAGAACACACAACACAUUGAAACCAUGCUUGCAGAAUAUGGUCCCCUUGCACCUAAAAGAUACAAAUGUUCAGAUUUGAAAAAGAUCACAAAAUCUCUCAGUGAAAAACUAGGGAAAGGAGGCUAUGGAAGUGUGUUCAAAGGUACACUCCAAGAUGGUCGUUUGGUGGCAGUAAAGAUACUGAGCAACUUCACAGAAAAUGGAGCAGAAUUUAUUAAUGAAGUCAUUAGUAUUGGCAGGACUUCUCAUGUCAACGUUGUUAGUCUACUUGGCUUUUGUUUUGAUGGUAAAAAACGAGCUCUAGUUUACGAAUUCUUGCCCAAUGGAUCUUUGGAAAAGUACAUUUAUUCUGAGAAGCCAAAAUUAACACUGGGAUGGGACAAACUAUACCACAUAGCAAUUGGUAUCGCCCGAGGAUUAGAGUAUCUUCAUCGCGGAUGCAGCAUGCGCAUUGUACAUUUUGAUAUAAAACCACACAACAUUUUACUAGACGAGGAGUUUUGCCCCAAAAUUUCAGAUUUUGGAUUAGCAAAGUUAUGCCCUCAAAAAGAAAGCAUACUUUCCAUGGCUGAUGCAAGAGGAACAAUAGGAUUCAUUGCACCAGAAGUAAUUUCAAGAAAUUUUGGAUCAGUUUCCACAAAAUCUGAUGUCUAUAGCUAUGGGAUGAUGAUCUUGGAAAUGGUUGGUGGAAGAAAAAAUGUGAAGACAUGUGCAGAAAGAAGCAGUGAAGUUUAUUUUCCGCACUGGGUUUAUGAGCAUCUUGAUCAAGAUAGAGACCUUCAAGCAUACGAUAUAACAGUCGAAACAGAAGAAAUUGCAAGGAAGAUGACAUUGGUCGGUUUGUGGUGCAUCCAAAUUAUGCCAGCAAACAGACCUUCCAUGACCAAGGUGAUUGAAAUGUUGGAAGGAAGAAUCGGUGACAUCGAAAUGCCACCAAAGCCUUCCUUUUCUUCUCCUAUUCACUCUGCCGUUGACUCUCCCCGAUAGCAUAAUGAUGCAUUGCAAUUGGCUUGACAUGCACAAUCCAUGCAAUCACAACCAGUCAAGCUUAAAAUUGUAUAAGAUAACAAUUCAUGGGCAAUUCUACCACUCAUCUACAUUUGGGGGUGUAUCAUUUAUUGUUUUAGCGCAAGCAUGUAAUUCAUGAGAUGAAAACAUUUAGUGCUGGA
Messenger RNA from Zingiber officinale, 2806 nucleotides. Its product is annotated as LEAF RUST 10 DISEASE-RESISTANCE LOCUS RECEPTOR-LIKE PROTEIN KINASE-like 2.1. NCBI's taxonomy places the organism in Eukaryota, Viridiplantae, Streptophyta, Magnoliopsida, Zingiberales, Zingiberaceae. The record is from RefSeq and is a predicted model, not a curated record. Gene Ontology annotation, molecular function: polysaccharide binding; protein kinase activity; ATP binding. The transcript has 5 exons. Gene Ontology annotation, biological process: protein phosphorylation. The coding region runs from base 165 to 2624 and encodes 819 amino acids.